Molecule: messenger RNA, 806 nt
Organism: Drosophila busckii
Lineage: Eukaryota; Metazoa; Arthropoda; Insecta; Diptera; Drosophilidae
Product: cancer-related nucleoside-triphosphatase
Exons: 2
Coding region: 148-726 (192 amino acids)
Molecular function (GO): ATP hydrolysis activity
Source: RefSeq, a predicted model, not a curated record
AUUGAAGUGUUAAAGUGUGUAUAUUUGUGAUUUUAAGUGUUUUGUGCAUUUAUUUAUACAAUCAUAAGCGAUCAACAGCUGUUAUGCACGUGCGAAACAGCUGUGCAACCAAAUAUAAAUAGUUUUGGUUUUACUGCAACUAAAACAAUGGACAUGCAUAAAAUAACGUUUUUUUUAGUAACUGGACCGCCAGGUAUUGGCAAGACUACAUUAGUACGCAAAGUAUGCGACAAGUUAGGCGAGCAAACCAAGCCAAAAGGUUUCUACACGGAGGAAGUGCGUGUCAAUGGACAGCGCAUUGGCUUCGAUGUUGUCAGUUUUGGCGGCACGCGCGGUAUUUUGGCGCGAGAGCAAACUACGGAUAAUGUACGUCGUCCGAAGGUAGGCAAAUACUCUGUUUACGUACAAGAUUUUGAGCAAUUGGCGUUGCCAUUGCUAAAGUCAGCACCACUGCUAGUUAUAGACGAAAUUGGCAAAAUGGAAUUGCUAAGCCAGCGCUUCGAAGCGGCCGUAAAUGAAUUGCUGCAAAAAGAGCAAUUUAUGUUAGCUACAAUACCCUCGCAGACGCGUCAGCCCAUUGCUUUGGUGGAGCGCCUCAAAAAGGCGCCACAUGCAGUUAUUUAUGAGGUGACCAAUGCUAAUCGUAAUGCGCUAGUUAAUGCUAUAGCUGAGCAAAUACUUGAAACGAAUCAUGCAAAGCAAGUAAUGUCAAUUGAAAAUUUAUAAACAUAUAAAGCGUUUCAAGGCACGAAAAAUUCGCAGUUUCUUUUUUUUUUCUUUGUUAAGCAAUGUUAUACAAAAUUUUA